Messenger RNA from Sebastes umbrosus (honeycomb rockfish), 1911 nucleotides. RefSeq names its product vitamin D 25-hydroxylase (gene cyp2r1). The coding region runs from base 161 to 1723 and encodes 520 amino acids. The record is from RefSeq and is a predicted model, not a curated record. Gene Ontology annotation, cellular component: intracellular membrane-bounded organelle; cytoplasm. NCBI's taxonomy places the organism in Eukaryota, Metazoa, Chordata, Actinopteri, Perciformes, Sebastidae. The transcript is spliced from 5 exons. Gene Ontology annotation, biological process: xenobiotic metabolic process. Gene Ontology annotation, molecular function: oxidoreductase activity, acting on paired donors, with incorporation or reduction of molecular oxygen, reduced flavin or flavoprotein as one donor, and incorporation of one atom of oxygen; iron ion binding; heme binding.
CAGUUGACUCUGACUCUUUCUGGCCAAUCUUCGAGCUUAGAGGCGGGGGGAUAGAAAAAUGUGCAAGAUGAUACAUAUGAGGUUCAGUUCCUCUGAGGAGAAGCCGAAGUGAGCAGAGGUCUAGUCUAGUCUAGCAGUGGAAGAGAGACUCUUUUUGAAGAUGGUUUCUAUCACAUCGCAGUCUGUGCUGGUGCCGGUGUCCUGUGCGCAGGCUCUGCUCGGUGUGGGCUGUUUGGCCGUCGUCCUCCUCGCUCUCCUGCUGGUCCGACAGCUCGUCAAGCAGAGAAGACCUCCGGGCUUUCCUCCUGGUCCAUCUCCUAUCCCUGUCAUAGGAAACAUCAUGUCUCUGGCCACCGAGCCGCACGUCUUCCUCAAGAAGCAGAGUGAAGUUCAUGGACAGAUUUUCAGUCUUGACCUGGGAGGCAUCUUGACGGUGGUAUUAACUGGAUAUGACUGUGUCAAGGAAUGCCUUUACCAUCAAGGCGAGGUGUUUGCUGAUCGCCCAUCGCUGCCUUUAUUCCAGAAAAUGACCAAAAUGGGUGGGCUUCUCAAUUGUAAAUACGGCAAAGGCUGGAUUGAACAUCGUAAACUGGCUUGCAACUCUUUCCGUUACUUCGGCAGCGGCCAGAGAACGUUUGAGAGGAAGAUCUCGGAGGAGUGCAUGUUUUUUGUCGACGCCAUCGACGAACACAAGGGAAAGCCCUUCAACCCCAAACACCUGGUGACCAACGCUGUGUCCAACAUCACCAACCUGAUCAUUUUUGGACAACGGUUCACCUACGACGACCGCAACUUCCAGCACAUGAUCGAGUUAUUCAGUGAGAACGUGGAGCUGGCGGUGAGCGGCUGGGCCCUCCUCUACAACGCCUUCCCUUGGAUCGAGUAUUUGCCCUUUGGAAAACAUCAGAAGCUGUUCCGCAAUGCUGCUGAGGUGUACGACUUCUUGCAGACAACUAUAAAGGGUUUCUCACAGGGCAGGGUGCCACAUGCACCUCGCCACUAUGUUGAUGCCUAUUUGGAUGAGUUGGAGCAGAACGCAGAGGAACCCAGCUCCUUCUUUUCCUAUGAGAACCUCAUCUAUUCAGUGGGCGAGCUCAUUAUUGCCGGCACAGAGACCACGACUAACACCCUGCGCUGGGCCAUGCUGUACAUGGCUCUCUACCCCAACAUACAAGAGAGGGUGCACAGAGAGAUCGACAGCGUGCUGGCCAAUGGGAAGGCCCCCACUUUGGAGGACAAACAGAAGAUGCCCUAUGUGGAGGCCGUUCUGCACGAGGUCCUUCGCUUCUGCAACAUUGUCCCGCUCGGUAUUUUCCGUGCCACCUCCCAGGAAGCAAAAGUCAACGGGUACACAAUUCCCAAAGGCACCAUGGUGAUCACCAACCUCUACUCAGUGCACUUUGACGAGAAGUACUGGAACGAUCCAGGCGCUUUCUCACCACAGAGGUUUCUGGACAGUAACGGCAACUUUGUGAGGCGCGAGGCCUUCCUGCCAUUCUCCAUGGGGAGGCGUUGCUGUCUGGGCGAACAGCUGGCCAGGAUGGAGAUGUUCCUCUUUUUCACCACUUUGCUGCAGAGGUUUCAUCUUCAAUUCCCUCCAGGAACCGUUCCCACUGUCACUCCCAAACUCGGCAUGACUUUACAACCCAAGCCCUACUCCAUCUGUGCUGUCCGCAGGCAGCAGAAAAGUCCCUGCUCUGGAGGCCCUCCUUAUCACAAGUAGGCCAGCAGGAAGUUAUUACAGCUUGUUCGACUGUUCAAGCCAGAAUUUCUACUAUUUUGCACAGCAAUGCAACCACAUGAUGCAGGUGCAUAAAAACUGUAUCGCGCUGGAUUGUAGCGUCCAGUUCCAGUGCGUCACAGUUUUUCCAAAGGACUUUCAGUGACAAAAGUCGCUCUCUACAUAUGAAC